ACAGCUUUCGAAUCAGUGCGAGUAACAAGUAUGAAUUUUUAUAAAAACGUAGAGACGUAUUGCUACUUUUGAACGAACAAAAACAAUCUGCGAUCUGAUAACGUUCCAUCAAUGGAUAUAGCUUAUUUCAACAAAAUGGCUGCAUCAGUUUAUGCAACACCGCCACCGGAUUUUAGCGGUGAGGAAGCUGCGUUGAGCGACACUUCCAAUUCGUCCCAAACAAACAGUUCCAACAACUCUACAAUGAAGGCGUCCAAGCGCCCACUAUCAUCGACUUUUUUGCAUUCACCUCAGGGAAUGAGCACUGCCACUCAACUUAGCUCCGACAGCCUACCAGAUCUGUCGAAGAAGCGCCGGAAGCAAUCAAUGCCCAGCCGCAUCUCAGGUAAUGGGGAUCCCGAAACGGAAGGUGCAGAGCAAGCACCGGUGACCGAAAAUCAAGAAGCAGAGGAAGACAUUGAAGAUGCUGAUUCCGAUGUUAUACAAUCGAUGGCUAGUGUUCUAGCAGAACAGCAAAGUAACUUCCAGAAAAUCUUUCUAUCAAAUCUCAGUCAAUUACAGAAACAACAUCUGUUACAACAGCAGGAAAUCAAUCGGUCAGAAGAAGCGUCGACCGAGAAUGUAAGUCAGAACGGAUCAGGUGCCGUGAUAUCGUUAAAAAGCCCGGAAAGUCUACUCAGCUUACCGGCGGCCUUGAAAGAUUUGACUGAAAGUAUUGCCGAGAAACGAUCCGUACCAAAUGGUAUGCAUGCGAGUGAAGAUGUGCGCGAAAAUAACCGAGAAACGAACAUUGAUCGCAACGAAAAUGAACUCAACAAUGUCAACCAUGAAAAAGCAGUGUCUUCGGAAGCUGCAAACAAGGAAAACAAUGACAAACUGAUGAAUGGUAAUAAACAACAGUCGGCAUCGCCUGCUGAGCCAAUGGAUAUAAACUUAAAGAAAGAACUCCUUCAGGAUCCAGAGUGGGAUGGAGAAAUCCACAGGACCCCGUUUGCCAACUCUGGUAAGCCGGAAGAUUGGCUUUCGUUCCCAGGAUUGCCGUUUCCGUUCCCUUCGGAUGCAGCAGCAGCACUUACAGCAUCCGGUUAUCUACCUCAACUACCAUUACUCGGAAUGCCCUCUGUGCCAUCAUUUGGCCCGAGCGAUAACUCCAACAGACCGAACGUACCCCCGUUGAGAAUUUUCAAUCCGGAGGCUUAUUGUGACCUCUGCAAUAAAGAAUUUUGCAACAAGUAUUUUCUGAAGACACACAAAGCAAACAAACACGGAAUUUACGAGCCCCAAAGCGGUGGAAAUGAUUCGUUGCAAAAUAUGGGCUCUCUCAAUCCAUUUCACCAACUAUCUCAGGUAUUCCAAAUGCAGCAACAACAACAACAGCAAGGAGUUCUGCAAGAGCAGCAAGAGAAAUCCAACCAGGAAAAUCAAAUCCAAAACAAUGAACUGCCCUCUCAAUCUCUAAUGCGACCAAUCACAUCACCGAAAAUGUCCGUCAAUCCAGUUCAACCGACUGUCUUCUGCGACAUCUGCUUCAAAAAAUUCAGCAGCCUAAGUGCUAUGCGAAAACAUCGUAGCAAAGCUCACGAAGUCAACAACUAUAACCAUCACAACACUCAACAACAACAGCAUGCUUUCUCGCAACAGUUCCAUAAUCAACAACAACAAUUUCAGCAGGCUUUGGAGCAGAAACCGGAACCCAUCUCACCAUCCGAGCUAUCACCGGCUCUGGGUCCAUUCCGAAUGCCGGAAGGAUUCCGAGAAGAUUAUUCAGUGGAGCAGGAAGAUGCUUCGUUCACACCGCAACCGAGGAAGCUAUCUCCGCUCUCAAUUCAAGCUGCUCGAGAAGCCAACUUCUCCGCCGAUAAGCUUAAACGAUUGGGAGUACUGAAUCCGGAUGCGUUCUGCGAAAUCUGUUGCAAGGAAUACUGCAACAAGUACUUUUUGCGUACCCACAAGUUGAAACGUCACGGUAUAUUCCUACCACCGGAUGAUACCGCCAAGGAGGAGCGUAACCCGUGGAAUUUUUCCCAGACAAGUCCGUUGAACUUGAUUGUCGGUGGGAGCGAGGGUCCUGGAUUCCCUCCGCCGUUGAAGAAAUUGGUAGAGGAAUGUGCUGAUUUGGCUAAGGGCAAUUUGAAGGAGGAACCUCAGCGCAAUGAGAAUGCCAAUGGUAGUGCGGAUGCAGGACAAGAUGAUGAAGCUGUUGAGAAGUCGGAUCAAGCUUCGGGAGCGGAACAAGAGGCCGAAGCAAUCAGUGUCGAUCUUCAGAAGCUUCAAUCGAUGAUUAUGCAGCUGAAUGAUCUGAACAAUCAGCGGAAGAUGACGUGUGGUAUAUGUGGCAAGGAGAUGGAGAAUCAGUAUUUGCUGCACGCUCAUAUGAUUCAAGAGCACAACAACAUGAACGAGAACAACAAUGGAAUCAAGUCUCCUAAUAUACCAGCUCACAUGCAGGUUUCAGGAAAUGAGUACGAAGUUUGCAAACAAUGUGAUAAGGAGUUUUCCAAUACGUUCAUGUUGAAGCAACAUCUGAUGGAAGCUCAUGGAAUACAAAGUUUGAGUCCGAAGCGGGAAGGUUUUAUCACACCGGAACGUCCUACUACUGCUCCCAGUAUGAGUAUGCCGACCGGACCAAAUUAUGGAGAAAGGAAGCCGACCUUUUCGAUGACGCCGACAAGCAGCUAUUGUGAAAUUUGUAACAAGGAAUUGUGCAACAAGUACUUCAUGAAGACACACAUGCAGCGCAUGCAUGGAAUAGAAAUUGAAAAUGGUGCGCAAAUUGGAGGAGUGGUGUGCAAUAUUUGUAAUAAGGAGUUGUGCAGUAAAUACUUCUUGCGCGUUCAUAAACAUAAUACCCAUGGCAUUGUUGAGGAAGGUGCUCCUUUACCUCAGCCUCGGAAUAACGGAUCCAUGGAAAGUAUGGAAAAUGCGGAGUUUCCGUUUUCUCUUGAAGGCAUUUUGAAGCCAGGAGAGAUUUCGGAUUUGAGUAACCGGUACUAUUCACACUUUACCGAAGUUUGUCCUCUGUGCAGCCGACGGUUCCGCAGUGCAAAAUGGCUUCGAGCUCACUUGCUGAGCGAUCACGGUAAGAUGGGAGUCGACAAACUGCGAGAGAUUGAACACCGACUGGGAGGAAGCAGCAAAUCGUCUAGUCCAUCGCUCAAAAUCCCUAACGGUGGUUUUGGGCUUAACCUAAGUGACCAGAAAUUCAAUCCUAAGUCUCCGUUUGGGCUUCCAUCUCCGGAUAAUAAGUUCAUGUUGAAAAAUCCCUUCUCCGGAUUGUUCGGUGUCGAUCCCGCCAACUCGAAUGUUGGUCCCAAAGGCUAUCAGUGCUCGUACUGCCCGUUUUCAACACCUCUCCUUCCUCUGCUGUUUAUCCACGAAAGAACUCACACCAGCUUAAACAUAGUUCAGCAACAAAUGAUGCAGGAGAAGGAAAAGAAUCAACCAUCGAUGACACUAUCUCCAGUCAUCAAAUCUGAAUCGGCAGUAUCAUUGGCCAAAGAAGCAAGCCGUUUUUCUCUUCCAAUCCCAUCUUCGUCAUCCGACACACCUUCCCUGACGCCAGCAUCGACACCACUGCCCUCAUCCUCGCAGGAAGCGGAAACUCCUAAGGCACCCGCUUCACCACAUCCACCGCAAGUCGCAUCUCCCCAAGAACCAUGUCAGCCCGAAUCGUCUCAACCACAAAUAGAAGAACAAGAGUCCCGUAAAUCAGCAUCUCCCAAAUCCGAACAAAACCCAAUUCUCGCGGAAAUGGCCAACCUCACCCAGAGGCCGGCCAUCUACGCCCUUCCCCAGCAGAGCGGCCCCUUGCUGAUGCAGUCGUUCCUCAUCGAGGAAUCGGCUGUCCCGGAGGCCAAUCGAGGCGAUGAUCAAUUAAACCCAGCACAGCCGUCGGCAUCUGCAAACAGGUUCGUACCAGCUGUAGUUUUUCUACCUGUCAAGGAACGCAUUCAUUCACCGAUGACAAUAUCGUUCACUCUGAGCCCUGCCUAGGGUGGAAGGGUUGUUCCAAGACAAUUGCAGCCUGAGUCCUCCGAUUUGUGAGUGUUUUUAUUUUUGAGUUUUAUUCAUGGCUUUGGGUUUGCUGAACCUCACUGCAAAAUUGUGAAGUGACAAAAUCAAAUCAAAAGUACGGCCAGCUCAGAACAGCUGGAUGGGAACGAUUCGGUUCCAGCUUUGAAAGUAAAACUUUUGAAGCCAACUACAAUGAUGAUGACGACGAUGAUGGGCAAAAAGUAAAAUCCGCAAAUACGUACGUACCUUUAUCCGGGAUGCGCUUGUGAAGGCAGGCCCGAAAAAGGAGCAGAUUAAUUCUACUUAGCAGAACAAAGAUAUAGGUGUAAGGAGAAGAAAAAAAAAUCAAACUGUAUUAAUAUUUGAUCACCGUAGAUUUAUCGUUGUGUAGUCGUGUCUAUUGGAAAGAAUGAGCGAAUUCAGAUAGAAUAAAAGUAAAAAGGGAGAUCAGCUGAGAGCCAGGUACUUUCUACAUGUUCUCAGUUCAGCUGUUGCAAAUUAGAAACGCAGGAGAAAGCAAGAAAAAAUAUGGUUUGGUUUAGGGUUGAACAUUAGCACGAAUAAUGGUGUCUUUAAUUUUCAUACCAUUCACCGACCAAAACGAGCAGAAGUGCUUGCAAGGCGUAAAAGUUUCAGAGUAUCAUCCGCUAAAGUUGGGCUAUUCGCCAAUCAGGGCUCGUUUUUGAGUUUUCCAUUAAAUAUCAGCUACUAGCAUUACCUACCUAAUUGCUUGACUGUAGAUGAGGGAAUAAUCGAUGUAGGAAAUAUAAACUAGCAAAAUAAACCUAAAAUAUCAGAAUGAAUACUGUACUAAGAAUAAGAGUAACAACAACAAUGAGUAAAAUUCUUGGUGAUGUUCUAACAAAGUUCCUAUUAUGCGUAAAUAGUAUUGAAGACAAAAUUGUAUCUCUUGGGUAUGAUAGAUUUUGUAAGAUUGUUUACCGAGCGUUUAACGAGCGCUUGUGCUAUUCUGAGAAGCAAAGACUUGAGGAUCUUGGAAGCUUAUGUAGUAUUUGAGGGAUGACACUUUCGUUGGUUGCUUUUGCAAGUGUAUUAUUUUGCUCAAAAAGCACAGAGUUAAAACAAUAAAGCGGGACGAAGAUUGAAAGGAUGAAACACUAGCAAAAAACAAACAGGUGAAACCUAUUGUAUCAAUGGAACCAAAACCGUAACUCAGGGUAAUCGAAAGUACAAGCGGCCGUGCACUAUAUUUAAUGAUAAUAAUCGAAAAACAAAACGGCUCGUAAUCGAUCUACACACAACAAAACUAGUCAAAUUUGGAUACUCCUGUUACCUUAAAUUAUCGAUCCCGAAAUUGGUUACCAUGGAAACACUGUAGAAGAACGAUGCCUAAAGUACAAUUUUAUAUAGUGAAAUGAACCUAUUGAUAACCGAAAUAUUGCAACAACAGCAACAACAAAAUCCAUGAGCUAAACAUACCUCAAACAAAAACACUACACAAGAACAAUUGCACGUAUUUGUUUUACCUUAUCAUGAUGAGAUUCAAAAUCCAAAGUACGUAAACUAUGCAAACAAGAAAAAAAUAUUAUUCAAGCUAGUCGUCAAGUAGAUGUAGAACAAGUAAACAAGUAAAAAAACCAUUCCAGAUAUAUGAAUAACAUGAAAAGUUACCAAUUUCAAUCAAAGUAAUGAUCAAUGCACUAUUUUACUAUAGAAGCCUAUGUACAUAGUAUAAGAAGUAUGGUUAUUUUAUACAAGUAAACCCUGUAAAGUUCAUUUCUAGUCUCUAUAAAAUAUCGCUAGUCAAGGUAAUUCCUCCAAGAUAGGAUAAAAAUAAUUUGAAAUCAAAAGUUUUAUGUUGACAUUAUAUUGCUUCUGCCGUUGACUGUAGUAAAAAACCCAAACGGAGAUAAGAGAUAGAGGAAAACUAUCCGAAAAUUCCAGAGAGAAUUUCGCGAAGAAACAAAACAAAAAGCGUGGAAAAGAGUACGUAAAAGAGCUAGUACCCUGACAUUGGAGUGAAUUCGCAAAGCGAACUUUACACAACACAAACCCGGAAGCACACCUCGGAUUGCGUGAACCGAUUUUACCUUUUGGUAAUCUUAGGUUUCCUAAAAGAACGCAAAGAAACAUGUGUGCGCGGGAUCACCUCGGCGAUUGCUAUAUAGAACAAUAUAAAAACUAUAAAAUGCUGUGUGCCUUUUAGCAAUUGCUGACAUGGAUGAACGCGAAUAAACUAUACAAAAAAGUAUGAUGCAAACAAUAAACACCGUAAUGAGAAA
Uranotaenia lowii is the source of this 6257-nucleotide messenger RNA. RefSeq lists its product as uncharacterized. The transcript is spliced from 2 exons. The coding region runs from base 112 to 3993 and encodes 1293 amino acids. The record is from RefSeq and is a predicted model, not a curated record. NCBI's taxonomy places the organism in Eukaryota, Metazoa, Arthropoda, Insecta, Diptera, Culicidae.